Urocitellus parryii (Arctic ground squirrel) is the source of this 2434-nucleotide messenger RNA. RefSeq names its product RNA binding motif protein 23 (gene Rbm23). Gene Ontology annotation, biological process: mRNA processing. NCBI's taxonomy places the organism in Eukaryota, Metazoa, Chordata, Mammalia, Rodentia, Sciuridae. Gene Ontology annotation, molecular function: RNA binding. The record is from RefSeq and is a predicted model, not a curated record. Gene Ontology annotation, cellular component: nucleus.
GAUAGCUGAGGUGCCGCCAUUUUGCGGGAAGAGGAGCAGGUCUGACUGCUGUGCUGCUUUUUUAGCUGAGACCGUAGGAUAUAGCUGAGCUUCGCGCCCCACACACACCUAAAGGAACGGAGAGAACCGGGACCCCCCUGCGGGGACCCGGAACUGAUCUGACACGAUGGCAUCUGAUGACUUUGAUAUAGUGAUUGAGGCCAUGCUGGAAGCUCCCUAUAAAAAAGAGGAGGAUGAGCAGCAAAGGAAAGAGGUUAAAAAGGACAGUCCUAGCAAUACCACCAGCAACACCGGCAACAGUGGCAGUGGUACCAGUGUGAGCACCACCACUGGGGAGACAAGCAAGAAGAAGAGGAGUCGGAGUCAUAGUAGAAGCAGGGAUAGAAAGCGCAGUCGUAGCCGAGAACGGGAUCGGCAUAGACGGAGAAACAGUCGCAGCCGAAGUCGAGAUCGGCAGCGUCAUCACCGCAGCCGCAGCCGGGAUCGGCGACAUAAUAGUGAGUCGAGAAGUCGAGACCGGCGACGUGAAGAUCGUGUGCGCUAUAGGAGUCCUCCACUUCCCACUGGACGUAGGUAUGGACACAGUAAAAGCCCUCAUUUCAAAGAGAAGAGCCCGGUCAGGCAGCCAAUUGAUAAUCUGAGCCCUGAGGAGCGUGAUGCCCGCACAGUUUUCUGUAUGCAAUUAGCUGCCCGUAUCCGGCCUCGAGACCUGGAGGACUUUUUUUCUGCUGUUGGCAAGGUUCGUGAUGUGCGUAUCAUCUCAGAUCGGAACUCACGUCGUUCUAAAGGCAUUGCGUAUGUGGAAUUCUGUGAAAUGCAGUCUGUGCCACUGGCCAUUGGGCUGACUGGGCAACGACUUCUGGGAGUACCUAUCAUUGUACAGGCCUCACAGGCUGAGAAAAACCGAUUGGCAGCCAUGGCCAACAAUCUGCAGAAGGGUACUGGUGGACCAAUGCGCCUCUAUGUGGGCUCCCUGCACUUCAAUAUCACUGAGGACAUGCUCCGGGGCAUCUUUGAGCCUUUUGGCAAGAUUGACAAUAUUAUCCUGAUGAAAGACUCAGAUACAGGCCGUUCUAAAGGUUAUGGUUUUAUUACGUUCUCUGACUCUGAGUGUGCCCGGCGGGCCCUGGAACAGUUGAAUGGUUUUGAACUUGCUGGUCGAUCUAUGAGGGUUGGCCAAGUGACUGAGCGGCUGGAUGGUGGCACAGACAUCAUUUUUCCUGAUGGGGACCAGGAGCUGGAUCUGGGAUCAGCAGGUGGACGUUUGCAGCUUGUGGCCAAACUGGCAGAAGGCUCUGGAAUCCAGCUGCCAACCACAGCUGCUGCUGCUGCUGCUGCUGCCCAAGCUGCUGCCUUACAACUGAAUGGAGCAGUUCCUUUGGGGGCCCUGAACCCAGCAGCUCUGACUGCUCUGAGUCCGGCUUUGAACCUUGCCUCCCAGGCAAUUGCAUCCCAGUGCUUCCAGCUUUCCAGCCUCUUUACCCCCCAAACCAUGUAAAUCAGUGGCACAGCACACUACCUCUCUGUACCCUCUGGGUCCUGCCACUCUCUUCUCCUUCUACUGCCCUGUCUUCCAUUUGUGGACCAAGCCAUCCUGAGGGCAUGGACAUUGAUUCUAGAGGAACUUGGGACCACUCUUAAGACAACAAGAAGAGCUCCUGCCCAUGCCCCACUGGGAAUGGACUCUGCUGAGCAAAGCCCCCAGUUGAAGAGAACAAUCUACACCUGCAUUGAACACUUUUGUCUUUGUGUAUCUUUUCCCAAGACCACCUUCUUUCCCUUUCCCAUCACCUCUUAGUGAUUCUUCCUCCAUUGGGAAGGCCAUAGCGCAUUAACUAUAGGACCUAACCUCUCUUCCUAUAUUUUUACCCUGUAAACUAUCACAGGAUCUCUGAAUAUAGAGGACAUUGAGUUACGGGGUGCACUUUGAAGGUGCUGGACUUUUGCUUUAAGGACCCUGGCAGAUAGCAUGGAUAUGGGCAUGUACAUUAUGACACCUGGCUCAGGCCUCAGCUUAAUUAUAGCUUGAAGCCAGAACUACUACUGUAGGCUCAGCAUCUUAUUGGGAGGCACAGUAGUGAUCUAUUCUGCCAGGCAAUUGGGAUUGAAGCCUCAGGGGCUUUCAGGAGUUUAAGUAAAAGGUGGGAUACCUUUCCAUCUUCCUUUGUACACUUGUCCUUCUCAAGUCCUCCCUUUGGCCUAGGGUGUGAGGAUGGAGGGGAGGCUGCUAUUUUCCACCACUUCCUAUGUGCCUCAACUGAUGUUUCAACCCUGGUGGUUAAAGCCACUCCCAUCCCCUACCUGAGUAUGGGUGAGCCCUUCUCACUUGAUUUUAUAUCCUUGUGUCUAUGUACAUAUAAAAGAAAAGAUUAUAUAUAUAUAUAUACAUAUAAACUUUAUAUAAAAGCCAAUCUCCCUGUUGUGGCUGCUGCUG